This is a messenger RNA of Amorphotheca resinae ATCC 22711, 2781 nucleotides long. RefSeq lists its product as hypothetical. The record is from RefSeq and is a predicted model, not a curated record. Gene Ontology annotation, molecular function: phosphatidylinositol binding. The transcript has 8 exons. The coding region runs from base 1 to 2781 and encodes 926 amino acids. Lineage: Eukaryota; Fungi; Ascomycota; Leotiomycetes; Helotiales; Amorphothecaceae.
AUGGCAGAAAAUGGCUUGCAGAUAUCAGAAAGCAGCACUGUUGCGCCUCCCAAACCAACGGACACGGAGAACUCACAUAGUCGCAUCCUCACGGGGAAGCAAGAACACUACCUAAAGCGCGAGCUUAUCUCCCAACAAGUCAAAUACGAGAUUACGGAGCUGAACUCCCCAACCGCAUUGCGAAGAUUCGGCGCUCCCUUUAAAUCUGAUUUCGGUGAAGUUUCCCCACUCGAUUCCGACCUACCAAUCCUGCGGUAUCUCUUCGUCCAUCAUAUCCGAGAGUUCCCUUUCUUGGACAAGGCGAAGGAGAAGGAAUUCUGGCAAGACAAGCUGCAAGUGUUUCUCGAAUCCUUUGCCAAUAAACACAUCUCUUCCUCGGAAGAUAGACUUGAGGAGACGAAGCGCAAGAAAUUGUCUUUAAAAUGCCAGAAACUCGUGGAGUUGAUGAUGGUUUCGGGGAUCCCAACGGCUUCUGGAUAUGAGGAACGAAUACGCUUUUCGGAAAUGGAGGUUGUGGAUUCGGGGGCGAUUGAUCAGGGGGUUCUUUCGACGAUACCAGAGGGGCAUUACAUGAAUGGUUGGGAUGUUAACGUGGCGGGCGUCAGGACUACAAUGGUAAAGAGAAACAUUAGAUACCACAAACAUGCUGAAUUCGUUUUACGGGUCAAGAGAAAGGGGGAGCUGGAGUUCUUUGUUGGGAGACGAUAUGGGGAUUUUAAUAGACUUCACAAACGUUUACGGACGGAAUUGGCAGGCAAGGUCCUCCCUCCGAUGCCAAAGAAGAACAAGCAAAGCUCUACGGCCUCGAAUCUGAUCAGUGGGGUAAUGGGAGGCAAUGAUGAUGACGCAUCAUCUAUGUCUUCCGUUUCGACCAUGGGCACCGCGGGAGCUGAAUCAUCUAUGAAGAACUUGUCCGUUCGAGAUCAUCGCAGAUCUAUAUCGGCUAGUUCAGUGGGGAGAAUCUCACCCCGAUCCUCCACGGAUGGCCUAAAGCCACGUCUCCCUGCCGCUCAAAAAUCUGAAGGAGAGUCUGUUACGUUAUGGCGUGAAAAUCAGCGGAUAUCAUUACGAGCCUUCCUCCGCAGCCUUCUCAGCAACACCCAAAUUGCACAUACAAGAGCUAUUCAAGAUUUCUUGACCUUGCAACCAAUCACGCUCAAGGAUGAAGAUGUGGAAGAUAUUUCACGGCGAAAAUCCAUGGAUGAAAAGAGAGUUGAAGAACAAAAGAGAUUCUAUGAAAUCGCGAGGAAGCGUGCUGCAGAGCUGGAUGUCUACAUGGAGGAAUUCCGGCGUGAUAUCGUUGAGACUAACGGCCUCACUAAAUUGUUCAAGGAGAUCAAGGAAAAGCCAACGAUUCAGGAUCUCAGCGUGCAGUAUCAGAAAUUCGCCGAAUGGCUUCGUAUCGAAGUUGCUGCGACCAUUUACCAUCUUUUCCUGGCAGAGGACAAUUCGCCCGAGCUCUUUGCACAGGCGAAGAAAAUUCAUUCGAUGGUUCCAUAUACAAUCAUGAAGAACGCAAUUCGGAUUGCCAACCCUGCUGCUGUUAUGUCCAGCAUUUUAGAUAUAUUCCUAGCCCAACCAUUUGGUGCCAGAUCGCUUAUGCAACGGAUAUUCUCUAUGACCUUGAACGAUGGCAUCCGGAGCUUCCAGAGAUCCAUCGAUGCCCUUGUAGCAAAGAUUGGAGAACCUGUCUUUUGCCAAAAACUAAAGAAGUUCACCGAUGGUCCGGAAGACAUCAAAAAUCAGAUCAGAAAGGAGUCAACAACUGAUGAUGUGGAUUUGAUUGUGGUCAUUCUUCGAUCCGAGCUCAUUGAACCUCCACUAAACUCGCAGCAAAUAGGCAAAAUUUUCAAUGCAUAUGUUGCGUGGAAUAAUGCUGUGGAUAAUGUGGAUGAGGAAAUGAAGCAAGGCGCCCAGUUAUUUUCAUACAUGAAGCAGCUUUUGAAGCUGUAUACAAGGCAACGGGAUAAGGCUAUGAUGCUUAGCAUGAUCGAGGAGCCUGUCACUCUCCAGCUGUUGAAGGACUUGUUUACCAUCUUCUACGAGCCACUGGUCCGCGUCUACAAAUCGGCAAACGUCUACAAUAGUCUCACAGACUUUUCCGUCUUUGUCGACGAUAUGAUUCAAGUAGUCGAAACAUGCCGUGACCAAGAUGUCACCGCCGACCCCAACCAGACCGUGCAAGCUUUUAUCGACUUGUGCCAGCGCCACGAACACAAUUUCUACAAAUUUGUCCACGAGGUCCACACGCAUGACAAUGGGCUAUUCACCCAACUCAUGGCCUGGAUAGAAGGGAUCCUCGAGUUCCUACGUAAAGGCCCCAAAGGCGGAAAACUAGAUAUGAACGCCCUGUUUGAGGGCGCUUUAUCGGUCGGGCAGAUAGACAAAGAUAAAGCCAUAUCGGAAAUUGACGCCUUGAUUUCCUGGCAAGAGGCGCGCAAAAAAUGGCACCAAGAUAAAACCCGGCAGAAGAUGGCUGCAGAAGGCGGUGGCUCUAUGGGCGUGGAGGCGCUACCGGGGCAGAUGCAGUUUAGAAGCACCGAUUUUGGGGUAGACCAGAUGGAUUUGCAGGAUAUGAAUUAUGAGAAGGAUAGCAGUGAGGAUGAUGAGAACGAUAGCGAUGAUGAUUUGCAUCCGAUCGCGGCCGAGAGGAAGAGGAGAGCGAGAAGGCAAGAUCGUCUCCGACGGACAGCGGGUGAACCGACGAAACCAGAAGUGGCUGAGGUGGAGAAAUUGCGAGAUAGCUUUUUGAGUAUGUUGAGGAUGGUCCUCGCUGAGUAG